CCAAUCAUAUCUAAUGGUUUCUAACGAGGCAUACUCGCUGCGAGACAGGCAGACUGUUCCGGGGUCGCACCUUUCACUUUUGACAUCGGAUCUGUUCCAUUCCCGUGUCCAUGUCUCUGACUUUCUGUUCUUCCUCACAUGCAACCCCGGUUGACAGACAGCUUUCCUAACUUUCAAGGCCUUCAGGUUGUUCACGAUUCCACCGAUUGCUAGGUAUACUUAAGAAGCGAAUAUGAACUCUCCAUCAUCUGAUCUCGCCCGAAAUCCCAUUCAAUACCAACGCGCGGGGGACUCGCAACGAAGGAGCUGUCCGUACUGUGGUGUGCGCGGCCAUAGGACCUCCAACUGCUAUGAGAUCUCGACAAAAAUAUCGAAGCCUACUAGCUGGUGUUCACAUAUUAAAGCGAGAGUUGGGACAGAAGACACAGAAGCCUUUCCCGAUACAGGAGCACAGAUCAACAUCAUCUCGACCGUCUUGGCUGAAAAGCUACAUCUUCGGCCAAAACCCAAAACGGGGCGACUGAUUCGACUGCCGACUGGGGGCAGCGUUUUGUCUCCGGGUCCAACGGUGGUACCCUUCAGAUUCGAGGGGGAAAAGACAGUAAUAGAUCUCGACUGCUUCAUUCUCCCGCUUAGUGGGCGUGACCCGACUCUAUCAGGGCCAUUCCUUCAUGCCACGGAAACGUUGAGGAAGUACAAGAACAGGAUUAUUACUGCAUUUCGUCAAUGCAGCAGAUGACUCGGUUUGUAUCUCCUUGGUAAUGAGAAGCGACGCCUUCAUGGGCUCAUCGACGGUGAGCCUAUCGAGGCCCUGCCAGACACCGGUUCAGACGUCAUGGUUCUGUCCGAAGAGUAUGCUCUUUCUCGCGGGUUCUCGGUCGACAGGAGCCCUUGAGUAUCAAGUUGAGCUUGAGCUAGCUGAUGGCUCUGAAGUCUCUCCUUGUGGCCUACUUCGUGGGGUAAACUGGAUG
Messenger RNA from Colletotrichum godetiae, 971 nucleotides. RefSeq lists its product as uncharacterized. The transcript has a single exon. The record is from RefSeq and is a predicted model, not a curated record. The coding region runs from base 233 to 739 and encodes 168 amino acids. Lineage: Eukaryota; Fungi; Ascomycota; Sordariomycetes; Glomerellales; Glomerellaceae.